Molecule: messenger RNA, 324 nt
Organism: Parnassius apollo (apollo)
Lineage: Eukaryota; Metazoa; Arthropoda; Insecta; Lepidoptera; Papilionidae
Source: the annotation of a GenBank genome assembly
AUGCCACGCAACUAUUCUAGAAAAACAGACCGAAAGGAUUGGGAUAAAACCUCCAUGGAAAAGGCUAUUGAAGCUGUAAAGAAUAAUGAAAUGGGCUGGCUAUUGGUUUCUAAAGUGUUUAACGUCCCACAAUCGACUCUAAGAAGACAUGCACUGAAACAAAAUAAAGUCUUAGCUCCAACUACAAAAGAAACGAGAUUGUUUGGAUUCACAAGAAAGGAAGUUUUGGAAUUGGCGUACCAGUUUGCAGACGUUAAUAAUAUUCCUCAUAACUUCAACAAUGAAAAAAAGAUGGCAGGCAAAGAAUGGUUGGCUGCAUUUUGA